Lactuca saligna is the source of this 388-nucleotide messenger RNA. NCBI's taxonomy places the organism in Eukaryota, Viridiplantae, Streptophyta, Magnoliopsida, Asterales, Asteraceae. The record is from the annotation of a GenBank genome assembly.
AUGAAGACGAUGAAGUGCAUUCUACAAUAUCCAGAUAACAGAAGCAACGUUGCUUAUGGUACAGUUUACAUCUCUUCAGAAAGACAAGCCAUUCAUGGAGUUCCACUUCAAGACGACUGCUAUAAAGUAUCAAUUGAUGAAGUGAUAAAGGGAGCUGCAUUUUUACCAUAUCAAAACGGUGAUAUCAAAACAGUUGAGGAGGCACAUAAAGCUUUUGCUGCAUGGCCAAAAUACCUUGUCAAAUGUGACAAAAAGAUACCACAAAUGAGAUCAACUCAAGAUGAUGAAUGUAAAAGCUCCAAGAAGCAAAAAAAAAGUUUUAUAACGAGAGAUAGCAUUGGCAAGCAUACAAGGAGCACUUUCAACAAGACUAAACAAAUCUAGUUUU